AUGGGAGUGCACACGCCAGAUGCUACCGGCAACAGCUCAACUUCCUUCAGACCCAAUCAUGGCUAUCCCACUAGAACAACUGCCACGAACACCCAAGGCAGGGAAGGCGCAUCCUCAACCUGCUACGGCUCUCACAUCUGCUCAGAGGUAUCUUCUGUUGAGCAAAGGCAUCUCACAGAGCGAAACGUGAGGCCAGAUCCCCCUACUUGCACUACGACUCUGGACCCAUACCCUUUCCUAUCAGCCUCACAAUAUCCCAACACCAUACCUGAUGAACUCGCGGAGCUUCUUAGGGCAAUGAUACCUGGUCCGAAAGGCGACGAGUUGGCAGAGGCCUUUCAAGAGGCAUCCGAAACACCCCCCAUUACGAAGCAGUCACUGAGUGAGCUCGACAUACAGAGUGUCAUCACCAAUAUCAAGUUACGGCAUGACGUCAACUUCGACCGCGACCUCAGUUUUAGGCCAAAUCUCGAUGGAGCCAAGGGGCAAGAAAAGACGAGGGCCGCAAGCAACUACUGGACAGCGUUGGUUGCGGAGUUGAUGCUGUAUGAAAGACUCUACCGAGGGACUCGCCCAGUGCCGCUCGGCCAGAUCUCCUGGGAAGCUAUCACUCAUCAUGCAGAGCGACGCAUACCGACCAUGUUUCAAACGAUUGCCAACGUACUCAAGAGUCUUGUACCCGAUCGCGAUCACUCGAGAGUGGACGAACAUCUCGAUGUCGCAGUGCUUAUGCAAGAAAUCGAAAAAGGCGUUUGUGAUUUGGUCAGAUUUGCGGAAUGGAUGGCACAGCUUUUGAAAGAGCAUUGUGCACCCAUGAGAGACGAAUGGGUGGAAGACAUGGUCAAACGUACUCAGGAGGGCGUGUUGCACAACGACCCGGCCAUGAUUGUACAGGGCUUACGGGAGCUUCUGGGCAUAUUGGAGGCUAUGAAGCUCGACAUUGCCAAUCACCAAAUUAGGAAUUUGAAGACUUUACUCAUCGAAGACACGAUCAAUUUCGAAAAUCACUAUCAUCUAGACAAAUUGGUCAAUGUCAAUGGCCGGGCGAGGGUGAACAUCAACACAGCCCAGAGCUGGUACGUUGACGCGAUCGAAGAAUUUGGCCAUCAAUGUACACCUCGGCAACACAACUCCUCGAAUUUCCAACUUGAAGCUUUCGUACGCGUUGUCGUUGCCACUUUGUUGGAUCGAAAUGCGAGAAGAGAUUUCCCUGAGACCUUCUACCUGGAUCGGGACCGUCUAAUGAUGCUCAAAGCUGAACUCAACGAUACAUUGUGUCUUGAUAUUUGCAUGGACACUUACAUGCACAUCGUCAAAGAUCUUGGUUACGAAGGAAAGUCGGUUGAAGUGUGCAGUAAAGAAUUGCGCAAAUCUCUUUUGGCUAUCAUGAGCGAAGCCAUUGGCCAUGGUUCACAGCAGUGGAGUAUGAAUUCAGAAGCCAUCUCAUUAGAGAUACUACGGCAUGCAUCACGUCUUGCUGGAAGCGCUGCAACUGCUCAUUUCGACCAGUGGGCAGACAUCAAUCAACACCUUCGGAGUCUAUUCAUGGAGGGCUCCGUGUCACAUUCCACACAGUUAGAAGCAUCUCUUGUACCACUAAUUCUCACCAGCGUCCGUCGAUGUAUCGCCUCAUCACCGGUGGAGCUCUAUAACAGUUUUGUGACCAUCCCAUCAUCGAUACCGCCUACCUCGGCCUACCCGUCGCCAUGGUACCAUACUGAUCCGUUUUCGUUUACCGUCAUUCGAUCAGAAAAUGACAAACUGGCAGAAUUUGCCAGGCGCAUCUCGCACAUUAUCACCUUGCAUUGGCGCAUAUGGGGCUCGAUCGCCUACGUUCAAGAUGAUGACAAAGGUCAACCCUCGGCAGAUCCACAAGAUGGCGAGAUCUCAUCAUCGCUGCUUUCCUCACCACACAAUCAAUCAUCACUGACUACGGAUGGGGGCAUCGCAGCCAUGAAGAUGCUAGAGUUGCGGGAUUCGAGCCAGGAGACCCACAUCGCGCAUCACACCUCUUCACAAUGA
Molecule: messenger RNA, 2022 nt
Organism: Plenodomus lingam JN3
Lineage: Eukaryota; Fungi; Ascomycota; Dothideomycetes; Pleosporales; Leptosphaeriaceae
Source: RefSeq, a predicted model, not a curated record